AGAAUCUUCUGUUUGAUUUCACGUGGGGGAAGGGGGUCAGAAGAUGCGUUCAAAGAAGCCCGUGUGGCUGCUGUUCAAGGUGCUCGAAUUGGUGCUGAGUUUUUGCUGCUGCUACAUUCACUGGCGUUGCUUCCAGGACGAAGGCAUACCGCACAUAUUCCUGCUGUGCGCCACCUACGGCGGCUCCUCCAUCAUCUGCCUGCUGGCCAUCAUCGGGAUGUUCUAUGCCGAGAAGCCGACAAUGCAGCUGGAGUCCGCCUUCAGCGGACUCUUUGGCACCCUGCAUCUAGUCACCAUCUUUGUUCACAUGUAUCUGGCGCUGCACGGCAACAAGCUGCUGUACCUGAAGAGUCAGGGGGCGAACUGGCAUGGCUACUAUAUCUGCUGCCGGGACAAUGCCACGGUGGCGCUGUACGCAACUGCCGUUUACUACCUACAUUGCGCCUUUGCUCUGGACCUGAUGUUGACACACAGGAGGACCAAAUUUGUGGAGUGCCCGGACGGGACUGUGCGGAAACAGCCGAAGCAUCCGCGGCGCAGCAUGCGUCCGCUCAAGCUCUAUUUCAUCAGUAAAGGCGUUGACAACUAUCUGAAUCGCUUCCGUUGGUUUCACCUGCUCACGGCGAACAUGCUGAUGAGCACUCAGCCAUCCCAGAAGACGCUGGAUGUGUCCUCCAAUUCAAACGAGGCAUUUGAAUUGACACCGCAACUGAAUAUUAACUGAUGUGUUUUACUAGUUUUAUUUGCAAGAAAUUACAUUUUUAAAUUUACAACGGCGGUUAUCGUGCACCCCUGGCUGCAAUCAGCUGUUUUUGGCCCUAAUACAACACUAGUCUUCUGAACCGCGCACUUUGACAGCUGUUCGUUUUGAUUCUUGCGGUAUUUUGAAGUU
Drosophila persimilis is the source of this 892-nucleotide messenger RNA. RefSeq lists its product as uncharacterized. NCBI's taxonomy places the organism in Eukaryota, Metazoa, Arthropoda, Insecta, Diptera, Drosophilidae. Bases 44 to 724 code for a protein of 226 amino acids. The record is from RefSeq and is a predicted model, not a curated record. The transcript has a single exon.